GAUGUACACGAAACUCGCCCUUCUCGCCGUAGUGAUUGUAGCCGUUGUAGCGGUACCAACUCCAGGAGGAGGCGGUGGACACAAACACGUGACAAUCCACGUGCCGUACAAAGUUCACACCAUUCACCACCACCACGUUUCAAAAGUACAUGUGCCUGUGCACGUGCCUGUUGUGAAAGAAGUACCUGUUAUUAAAGAGGUACCCGUUAUCAAGCACGUACCCGUGCCCAUCGUACAACACGUUCCUGUCCCCGUAAUCAAGAAGGUGGAAGUUGAAAAACAGGUGUUUGUACCCGUCCAUCAUCACCAAGAGGAGCAUCAUCACCACGACUGGGAAAGCGAAUCGCUGUCGCAUGGCUGGCACUGAUUUUUAACCAAUACAAUAAUUAUAUAUAGGUGCAAUUUAACUGUUUAAGAUAUUUUGUUAAAAUAAGUUCGUUUGUUUUUUUUUACAAGUUCAACAACUUCUUAGUUAUCUUUGUUCUGUUAUUCGGUUUUCAAAAUUUACAAACAAUAAUCUUACACCAGUCAAAUACGAGAUAAAAAGGAAUUAUCUUUAAUAGAAAGCUUCAGUAUUGAAUAUUACAUCAAAUAUUGUAAUAAAUGUUACGUGUUUUCCGUUUAAAAGAACAAAGUUGUUAAAUCGAUAUUAAAUGUAAAAAAUUAAACCAACUGCGUUGUUCAAAAAGUUACCAUAGUAUGUAGGAACCAAAGACAAAUAAAUAAUUUUUUACCCAAAAA
Messenger RNA from Melitaea cinxia (Glanville fritillary), 741 nucleotides. RefSeq lists its product as uncharacterized. The transcript has 4 exons. Lineage: Eukaryota; Metazoa; Arthropoda; Insecta; Lepidoptera; Nymphalidae. The record is from RefSeq and is a predicted model, not a curated record. Bases 2 to 367 code for a protein of 121 amino acids.